This is a messenger RNA of Marmota flaviventris (yellow-bellied marmot), 3415 nucleotides long. It is a transcript of the gene Ap3m1, whose product is annotated as adaptor related protein complex 3 subunit mu 1. Gene Ontology annotation, biological process: vesicle-mediated transport; intracellular protein transport. Gene Ontology annotation, cellular component: clathrin adaptor complex. The record is from RefSeq and is a predicted model, not a curated record. NCBI's taxonomy places the organism in Eukaryota, Metazoa, Chordata, Mammalia, Rodentia, Sciuridae.
UUCUGUAAACGGAAUUUGUGUCUUUGGAGCUGUUAAUCAGGCAGUCUACGGGGCACUCUAAGUACGGGGUCCUCGCGGCCUUCUCUGCUGCCUCAGCUUCGGUCCGGAGAGGACCCGGCGCCGAAUCAUUGACUUUCCCAGGUGUCGGGAAAAUGAUCCACAGUCUGUUUCUCAUAAACUGUUCCGGUGACAUAUUUCUAGAGAAGCACUGGAAGAGUGUUGUGAGCCAAUCUGUCUGUGAUUAUUUCUUUGAAGCUCAAGAGAAAGCUGCUGAUGUUGAAAAUGUACCACCUGUCAUUUCAACACCUCACCACUACCUCAUCAGUAUCUACCGGGAUAAGCUCUUCUUUGUGUCUGUCAUACAGACUGAAGUGCCACCUCUCUUUGUUAUUGAGUUCCUACAUCGAGUUGCUGACACUUUUCAGGACUACUUUGGUGAGUGUUCGGAGGCUGCAAUUAAGGAUAAUGUGGUCAUAGUAUAUGAGCUCUUGGAAGAAAUGUUAGACAACGGAUUUCCACUGGCAACAGAGUCUAACAUUUUGAAAGAACUGAUUAAACCACCAACAAUUCUACGUUCUGUUGUCAACUCUAUUACAGGCAGUAGUAAUGUUGGGGACACACUCCCCACUGGGCAGCUGUCCAACAUUCCAUGGCGCCGGGCAGGAGUAAAAUACACAAACAAUGAAGCCUAUUUUGAUGUCAUUGAAGAAAUAGAUGCAAUUAUAGAUAAAUCAGGAUCUACAGUCUUUGCAGAAAUUCAAGGAGUCAUUGAUGCUUGCAUUAAGCUAUCUGGAAUGCCCGAUCUCUCUCUCUCUUUCAUGAACCCAAGGCUUCUAGAUGAUGUCAGUUUCCACCCCUGCAUCCGAUUCAAGCGUUGGGAAUCUGAACGAGUUUUGUCAUUUAUCCCUCCAGAUGGAAAUUUCCGACUCAUAUCAUAUCGUGUCAGCUCACAAAAUCUAGUGGCAAUACCAGUGUAUGUGAAACACAGUAUCAGCUUUAAGGAGAACAGUUCUUGUGGCAGAUUUGAUAUAACAAUUGGACCAAAGCAAAAUAUGGGAAAAACUAUUGAAGGAAUUACAGUGACAGUUCACAUGCCAAAAGUUGUGCUGAAUAUGAACCUGACACCAACACAAGGCAACUAUACAUUUGAUCCAGUCACCAAGGUAUUAACAUGGGAUGUGGGGAAAAUCACUCCACAAAAGCUUCCAAGUCUUAAAGGACUGGUAAAUUUACAGUCUGGAGCACCCAAGCCAGAAGAGAAUCCUAGCCUCAACAUACAGUUCAAGAUCCAGCAGCUUGCUAUUUCAGGCUUAAAAGUAAACCGCUUGGACAUGUAUGGGGAGAAGUAUAAGCCAUUUAAAGGAGUCAAAUAUGUCACGAAAGCUGGAAAGUUUCAAGUGAGGACAUGAGAAGAGGCCAAAAUUCCUCAACAAGAUCAAUUUGUUUUCAAGUGUCAUUACAAUUUACUAUUAGGUACCAAAUGGGCGGGAAUACAUAUUCUAGUUAAAGCAUUUGUGUUGAGCUAUACACCACUAACAAAGUUAUUUAGUAAUUGAUGUAGGGUUCUUAAGGAGCUUUAAGCUAAGGAAUCUUUUCUAAUGACUUAGCUUAUUUUGUAUCUUUUCACUUAGGAAGAUUAUGGAGGUGAUUUCUUCCAUAGGUGGGUACCAGCUGGAUGCUGCACACUGUAACAGGAAAGGCAGAAAACUACACUGAUAACCUCACUUGCUCUCCUAAAGCCAGUGAAUUGGUCUUAUUCAGCAGGAACUGUCUCAAUCAGUGAUGUGACAUGUCAGGUGCAGCCAAAUGUCACACCUCCUGAUCUUAGCCAUCCCAGUCCUAUCUGUCCUAACAGAGGAAAUUCCCUCCACCCAAGAAGUUUACAAAAACUGCCUCUUCAAGUGUUUGCCUUAUUCAGCUUUUCACUUGUGCCAUUAAGCAAGCACUGUAGCAAAAGCCACUUCCACAUGGCCCUGGCAGGGAGCACUACUGCUCCAUGCUCCAUUCACACUGUACUUGGUAUUGUAUUUUUUAUAAUAAGAUUUUUAUGUAAAGCUCAAGAUUUUGAUUUACAAGGACCUUGCUGCAGUAAAUACCAUCUCGACUUUGUGCCACCGGUUCAGCUGUUAGCACAGUAAAAAUCAUUUGUAUCAAAGGGGCAAAUGCUUUAUUAUGGUAAUAAAAGGGAACAUACUUUUGCUUUCAGGAAGUUAUUACAAGCAUAAGUGUUUGUGCUUUUAAGCAAAUUAAGGUAGAAAAGAGAAACUUAAGUGAAACUUUAGCCAUCUUCAUGCUUUAUACAGAUUUAUCCAACAUCACUUAUCCCACAGUUAACCUAAAUGCCUCAUGCCCUAGUUCAGCAAGAGGAGGAAAAUGUACCUGCCUCAUUAUCGUUUUUUUUUUUUUUCUUUUUAAAUCUUUUAUCUUUUGUUGAAUAUGCGUGCAUCCCUUUUCUUUAGAGGGAACUCCAUUUCAUACCAUGUGCAUGUCAAGGCUAUUAUGAUGACUCCCUCCUAAAACUGUUGCACAAUGGUCAGUGCAGUAAUUUAAUAUCUGCUAUACUGACAACAGUAGGUGGAAGAACCUUAUUGAGGCAGAAACAAAAUUCUUAGUAACAUUUAUGAUACCGUAUUGAUCAUCAUGGUUAGAAAGUCAGUCUGUAGUUGUUACCAUUUCAUCAACUUCAUUGGUUUAGUAGUCCUUGCCCAAUUAUUUUGCCUCGUUAGACAUGAAAAAAUGAAGGGAGGCUAGAAGUUAAAACUUAAGUACUCUUCCUGUUUCUUUGUUGUUACUUGUGCUAUUAAGUUUUCUUCUCCUUGUGGCUCCAUUCUUUUUUCUUUUAUUGUUUCAGCUUAUAACUCUCUUUUCCCUGCCACUUUAGGGUUAUCUUACAGUCAUCUCAUUUAUUUUGUCAAGCGCUGGUGGUUGGUGCACCCAUUGUACAGUAGCAUUCUUACCUUUGCUUGCCUAGGGCAUCCAGUCUGCCUUUCACAUAGUAACAAUGGCACUUUUUACAACUUAUAAAUUUGUAGAGUAACCAAUCUCAGAUUGGCAGCUAGAGUCAAAAUGUUGCCAAAUAUUUAUUCCCUUUAUCUAAUAUUGCUUUAUUCAAUUGCUUGUCCUAUUUUUAUUAUCUUAGAGUUCUUUCCUCAAAAGAGCAAUCAGAACAUUUCCUCUUUCUUCAGAAUCCCUAAUCUCAACUGUCCAUACCUGCACUGUACAAUUUUCUUCCUGUGCUGUCUUAUAUUCAAGUAGAAUGUAUGCCAAGAGUCCCUUGCCUCUAUCAAUUUCUGCUAAAAUGUCCAAGUAGACUUUUUCCUUCUACAAUUAAAUUAUUGUAUUUAUUAAUUUGAUAGAGUCCAAUAAAUUCUUUCAAUAGCUCUGGCUAUACUGUCAAUAAAAAAAAUGAAAGCAA